CUUUGCCCUUGUUAAGCUCUCUCCAGUUGGGCACUGGACUCUUCUCUAUCUCACCUCUAUUUUCUCUCUUUUCUCUUGACCCCAUUGACCUGAUUGACCUCCGAAACAUGGCCACUCCCUUCCUCGUCUCCUACGACCCCGCCUCCGCGUCCGGCGGCCUCUCCCUCCAGCAGAUCGCCUACUUCGGCCGCGUUCUGAUCAAGGCUACCGACCUCGCCCAGGCUGAGACCUUUAUCCGACAAAAUUUCCGCCUACUCGAUAUCUACGUCGACGCAACUGGCAUCUCCGCAACGGGCGAUCUUGUCGACAUCCUCAACGCCGGCGCGGCCAAGAUCUUCAUCUCCCUUGACCAAUUGAAUGCCCUCUCCGAAGAACAAUCCGUCCCCUCGUCACGGCUCGUUGUCUACACUUCUUCCAACGACCAAGUGGAAGCGUUUCAGAAAUGGGUGGUUAAGCACAUUGAGCGCGAAGAGGCCGGCCUGUGCACGGACUCGGCCGUUGUCCACUCUAUCUCUGUGAAGCUCGGACUGAACCCGGAAGCCCAGCUUCUCUACCGUACAUAUUCUGGAGACGUGACCGAGGAUGCGGUCAAGGAUACAAUGAAGCAGGGAGGUGUCAGUAUUGUUCCUGCGGCCGCUCUGACUAUCAGCCGCGAGGAGUCCAGUGGGAAGAUCCAGGCGGGUUCUUUGAUUGCUGCGCGGGGUGUCAAGGACCAGGGUAAUGGUCUGUAUGCCACAACAGUAACGGACGAGAGGGGUACUUGCUUGGGGUUUGUGUGGAGUAGCGACGAGAGUAUCGCGGAGGCUCUGCGUACAGGCACCGGUGUCUACCAGAGCCGGAAGCGUGGUCUGUGGUACAAGGGUCAAUCCAGCGGUGACGUACAGGAGUUGAUCCGCAUCGGAUUUGACUGCGACAGCGACUGCUUGGUUUUCAUCGUGAAGCAGAUCGGAAGAGGUUUCUGCCACCUCGGCACCGCCAGCUGUUUCGGACCUUACACCGGUUUAUCACGCCUCCAAAAGACGCUACAAGCCCGCAAGGCCGAUGCCCCGGCCGGCUCGUACACCGCGCGACUGUUCAACGAGCCUAAGCUUACACAAGCCAAGAUCAUGGAAGAGGCUGACGAGUUGUGUCGUGCGGAAACAAAGGAGGAUAUCGCUUUCGAAGCAGCCGAUCUUUUGUACUUUGCGCUCACCCGCUGUGUUGCCGCCGGUGUCAGCCUUGAGGAUGUCGAGAGAAACCUUGACUUGAAGAGCCUAAAGGUGAAGCGGAGAAAGGGUGACGCCAAGGGCCCUUGGGCAGAGAAGGCUGGUCUUGCCGAGAAGCCUGCUGAAGCGAAGCCUGCUCCGAAGCCAGAGGAGCCAAAGGAAGACACGUCUCGGAUCGAGAUGACCCGUGUCGCUACCGCUUCGACGCCGGCGGAGAAGGUCCAGGAGUACCUCAAGCGGCCAUCGCAAAAGUCAAACGACGCCAUUGUCGGCCUUGUCAAGCCCAUCAUUCAGGAUGUCCGUGAGCAGGGUGAUGCUGGUGUUCUUAAGUACACACAUAAGUUCGAAAAGGCCACAUCUUUGACCUCACCUGUCCUCAAAGCACCGUUCCCGGCCGAGCUGAUGAAGCUGUCACCAGAAGUUCAGGAGGCGAUUGAUGUCAGUAUUUCCAACAUUGCCAGAUUCCACAGCGCCCAGAAAGGCAGCAAUGAUGCAUUGUCGAUGGAGACCAUGCCUGGCGUAGUCUGCUCCCGCUUCUCGCGGCCCAUUGAGCGUGUUGGUUGCUACAUUCCCGGUGGAACGGCCGUGCUGCCAUCUACUGCAAUGAUGCUUGGUGUUCCCGCCAUGGUUGCCGGCUGCAAGAAGAUCGUCUUUGCCUCUCCACCUCGUGCCGACGGCAGCAUCACCCCCGAGAUUGUCUAUGUCGCACACAAGGUUGGAGCGGAGAGCAUCGUCCUUGCUGGAGGCGCGCAGGCUGUAGCAGCCAUGGCCUACGGUACUGAGAGCGUCAGCAAGGUCGACAAGAUUUUGGGACCUGGUAAUCAGUUCGUGACCGCCGCCAAGAUGUUGGUUUCCAACGAUACCUCCGCUGGUGUCAGCAUCGACAUGCCUGCCGGACCUAGUGAGGUUCUCGUCAUUGCCGACAAGGCCGCCAACCCCGCCUUCGUUGCUUCAGACCUUCUCAGCCAAGCAGAACACGGUGUCGAUUCCCAGGUCAUUCUCAUCGCGAUUGACCUGAACGAGCAGGAACUGAAAGCCAUUGAAGAUGAGGUAGAUCGCCACGCCCGUGCUCUUCCUCGCAUGGACAUCGUCCGUGGAUCCCUCGCACACUCCGUCACCUUUGUUGUUAGGGACCUUGAUGAGGCAAUGGCUCUGAGCAACGAUUACGCUCCUGAGCAUCUCAUCCUGCAAAUCCAGAAUGCAGAGGCCGCUGUCGAGAAGGUCCAAAAUGCGGGAUCUGUUUUCAUCGGACAGUGGACGCCUGAGAGUGUGGGUGACUACUCUGCUGGUGUCAACCACUCAUUGCCAACAUAUGGCUACGCCAAGCAGUACUCCGGAGUCAACCUUGGCUCCUUCCUCAAGCACAUCACCUCCUCAAACCUAACGGCGGAUGGUCUUCUGCGUCUGUCCAAGACUGUCGAGACGCUCGCGGCUGUGGAGGGAUUAGAUGCCCACAAGCGGGCAGUGAGCAUCCGUGUUGCGGCUAUGAAGCAGGAGCAGUUGUAG
This is a messenger RNA of Aspergillus nidulans FGSC A4, 2711 nucleotides long. RefSeq names its product trifunctional histidinol dehydrogenase/phosphoribosyl-AMP cyclohydrolase/phosphoribosyl-ATP diphosphatase. Lineage: Eukaryota; Fungi; Ascomycota; Eurotiomycetes; Eurotiales; Aspergillaceae. Gene Ontology annotation, molecular function: phosphoribosyl-ATP diphosphatase activity; oxidoreductase activity, acting on the CH-OH group of donors, NAD or NADP as acceptor; metal ion binding. Gene Ontology annotation, biological process: L-histidine biosynthetic process. The transcript has 3 exons. The record is from RefSeq and is a predicted model, not a curated record. The coding region runs from base 108 to 2711 and encodes 867 amino acids.